Molecule: messenger RNA, 960 nt
Organism: Triticum turgidum subsp. durum (durum wheat)
Lineage: Eukaryota; Viridiplantae; Streptophyta; Magnoliopsida; Poales; Poaceae
Source: the annotation of a GenBank genome assembly
AUGGCGAUCAGCAAGAGGAAGACGGCGUCGCCUCUGACGGAUCUCCCCGACCACCUCCUGACCGAGAUCCUUCUCCGGCUGCCCGUCCCGGCCGACCUCGCCCGCGCCUCCGCCACCUGCGUCUCCUUCCGCCGACUCGCCACCGAACGGUUCCUCCUCCACCGCUUCCGUCGCCUCCACGAACCACCACUCCUCGGCUUCCUCGAGUGCGACGGGUUCCAUCCUGCCCUGCCGCCUCACGCGUCUGCGCCCGCCGCCCGCGCGCUCGCCCUCGCCGCCGACUUUUCCUUCUCCUUCCUCCCCUCCCACUGCCGCUGGACUGUCCAGGACUGCCGCGACGGCCGCGUCCUCCUCAAUCGGGGCUCACAGCCCUCUGUCUUCCAGGAGCUCGCGGUAUGCGACCCCUUGCACCGUCGGUACAUCUUGCUUCCCCCGGUACCUGACGACCUAGCCCAUUCGGUUGAGCACCUGCUCCCCAAGUACAACAGGUCUCGGUGCAAGCCUUUCCUCGUUCCCCUCCGCGAGGAGGAGACAGCGGAAGAGACAGCAUUCAAAGUCAUCUGGAUGGCUCAUUGCAAAACUAAGCUGUCUGCUUUCGUCUUCUCUUCGAGCACCGGAAUAUGGCAAGCUGCUGCAUCCAAGAGUUGGAAUGAUUUGGCCCUUGACAUUGACGACUUGGUCAUGAUGCCACAGCUCCACCCUUCUUUUCUCAGGCGCCAUUAUGCUUAUGGUUGCUUCUACUGGGACUGGGUGAUAAUCAGGAGUGAAAAGUUGCUGGUGCUUGACAUCCGGAGCAUGGAGUUCUCCAUUGCUAAUCUACCACCUGGAGAUUGGAGUAAAAAAGGUGUAGCCAUUGUAGAGGCAGGGGAAGGCAGGCUUGGGAUUUUUGCAGCUAUGCCAUUGCACGAAAUAAAGGUGAGAGUCCCAUCCAGUGGCAGAUGGACAAGACAAUCUCACUAG